AUGGCGAUCAAGCCCAUCGUUCUAAUUUUCAUCUACGGACAACUGUGGUGGAGCCACGCCGCUGGAAAGACAAAGGGGCCUGCAAGUGUGUCGCUCAAUGCUGAACCCCGCAACUCUCCAUUUCAAGGAAGUCAAUCAAAAGACCUUAUCAAAAAUGAACAGCAAUCGUCUACCAGCAAGCCCCAGCUUCCCACCACAACAAAAGAACCUAAACUUGCAGAUGAACAUUUUAUAGCCGCUGUGGUCAUUGGGGUCAUCUUGCUGCUCAUGAUCCUGAUUAUCGUUGCCAUCUUCCUUUGGAGGCAACGGAAAAAGUCAAAUGUACCUCUUCCCCACUGGGCAGGACGCUCCCCGUUUGCCGAUGGAGACAUGCCUGACCUUACGGUAGAUAAGGAACCUGUGCAAGGUAUAAAGCGGAUGUCCGUUCUCUCUCUUUUGCCAUGGAAAUUUAGCAAGGACACACAACUGCUGGAAAAUGCAGAAGGACAACUGUCAGAAUCAAGGAAGACCUUGGAUGUUCCACACGGAUCUGGUGAGGCAGGUACAGAGAGCGAGUCAAGCCACACUGCCACGGCAACCUUGGAUUCUUCAACCAGCAACCAAACCCAAAUUUCCGAGGAACUAAACAACUUAACCGGCAUUUCACUCCAGCCUGAGAGUCCAAGGCUACAAGAUCUUCCUUUGUCCAGCUGGCCCAGUGGAGUCAAUGGGGAUAUUUUUACUCCUAAAUCCUAUCCCAUGGAACAACACGUAGAGAUCCAGUGCUCUCUAUCACCUGAUCUGUCCCAACAAAAUGUCGAUGAAACAGUGUUACUUCCUCCACCGCCAGAAGAAUUUUUGUGUAACUGAUUUUUAUAGAUA
This is a messenger RNA of Protobothrops mucrosquamatus (brown spotted pit viper), 861 nucleotides long. It is a transcript of the gene EVI2B, whose product is annotated as ecotropic viral integration site 2B. The transcript has a single exon. The record is from RefSeq and is a predicted model, not a curated record. Gene Ontology annotation, biological process: regulation of stem cell division; positive regulation of neutrophil differentiation. Bases 1 to 849 code for a protein of 282 amino acids. NCBI's taxonomy places the organism in Eukaryota, Metazoa, Chordata, Lepidosauria, Squamata, Viperidae.